AUGUCCAAGACUACCGCGGCCGGCAACAAGUACCGUAUCACGCUCGGUCUGCCCACGGGCGCCGUGCUCAACUGCGCGGACAACUCGGGCGCCAAGUCGCUCUUCGUCAUCGAGCCGUUCGGUUUCGGUUCGCACUUGAACCGUCUUCCCGAUGCUGGUGUCGGUGAUAUGGUUGUUGCGUCGGUGAAGAAGGGAAAGCCCGAGCUCAGGAAGAAGACCAUGCCCGCCGUUGUCGUUCGCCAGCGCAAGUCCUGGCGCAGGAAGGACGGUGUCACCCUCUACUUCGAGGACAACGCCGGUGUGAUCGUCAACCCGAAGGGCGAGAUGAAGGGCUCCGCCAUCACCGGCCCCGUCGCAAAAGAGUGCGCCGACCUCUGGCCGCGUAUCGCGUCAAACGCAGGCACCGUCGUAUAA
Molecule: messenger RNA, 414 nt
Organism: Peniophora sp. CBMAI 1063
Lineage: Eukaryota; Fungi; Basidiomycota; Agaricomycetes; Russulales; Peniophoraceae
Source: the annotation of a GenBank genome assembly